This is a messenger RNA of Pseudocercospora fijiensis CIRAD86, 747 nucleotides long. RefSeq lists its product as uncharacterized. Lineage: Eukaryota; Fungi; Ascomycota; Dothideomycetes; Mycosphaerellales; Mycosphaerellaceae. The transcript is spliced from 2 exons. The record is from RefSeq and is a predicted model, not a curated record. Gene Ontology annotation, biological process: cortical actin cytoskeleton organization; endocytosis; fungal-type cell wall organization. Gene Ontology annotation, cellular component: plasma membrane; cell cortex; membrane raft. The annotation marks the transcript as partial.
CUGGCGUUCACCGCCGUGCUCCUCGUCGCAGGAGGCAUCGUCAUGGAAUUCUUGGUCAUCCUGUCAGGCCUAAACAGUUCGCCAUUGAACCGCGUCUACUUCCUGCAAGCAGACACCACGGGUAUCACAGGCGGGAACGACCACUUCCGAAACCCUGCACGAUGGACCUACCUGGCCAUCUGCGGUGUUGACAAUGGCCGCAACGCGAACUGCAACCCGAGGGGCGCCGCGAUUCCAUUCAGCCCAGUGAGGAACUUUGGAACUACGACUGGAGUGCCAGAGCAAUUCAUCGGUACCAACUCUUACUACUAUCUCAGCCGUGUCGCCUGGGCAUUCUACCUGGUCGCACUGUUCUUCUCGGUCUGCACAUUUUUCACCAGCAUUGCCGCAUACUUUGCGCGUCUCGGUGCCUAUAUGACCGGCUUCUUCGCCUUCCUGGCAUUCCUCUUCCAGGCUCUGUGCUCCUCGCUCAUGACCGCAUGGACCGUCAAGGCACGCAACGCCUUCCGCAGCAACAACCAAUCUGCUUCCCUCGGCGUCAAGGCAUAUGCUUUCUCCUGGGCAUCGACUGCUUGCUUCCUCUUCGCAGCACUUCUCUUCUGUGUCGGUGGCAGUGUUGGCAAGAGCAAGAACAUCAAGUCCAAGGGCUACUUCGGCCGCAAGAAGAGCACUCGAAGCAACCACACCCGAGGAAGCUUCAUCGACAGCAACGAGCGGGGCAUCAAGGAUGAGUAUGUAAAAUCCUAA